UUGAUUCGCCCAUUUGGGUAAUUAGAGGCAUUUCUUCUUGCUGACGACAUGCAUGUGACAUGUGCCUGUGUCAGCCGCUAAGGAGGCAGUAAACAUGUUUAUACCUGAGCAGGGGAAGGGACGUGGAUAUAGAUGUAUUCCUCGCUCUCUGUUUAAAGGGGAUACAUUCCACUAUAUGGCAAUAAAAAAAAAAAAUUAAUGUUCCAACGUCGUCGGAUUCGUGAGAGCCUGUUGGUGUCGGCAGGGAAUCAGAGCCUCCCGUGUGCUGCUGCAGCAAAUGGCAACUUGUGCAGUUACCAAUUACAACAGUGUGCUUGAAGCAAAUUCCGAUUCGGAUGAUGAAGACAAAUUGCACAUAGUGGAAGAGGAAAGUGUUACAGACGCAGCAGAUGGCGAGGGCAGCGUUCCAGAAGAUGACUUGCCAACAGACCAAACAGUAUUACCAGAAGGCAGCGAGAGCGGAAAGGGGAGCACCAAAACUUGCUGGGAGGAUGAAGAAGGGGCAGACUGCUGUGAUGAGAUCCUGGGGCCUGAAGCCGAAGCUGAUGAACUUGGAGUUAAAGAUGAAGAAUGCGAUUCAGACCUAGAAAAUGAACAAAACCAUGAUCCCAAUGUUGAAGAAUUCCUACAGCAAAGCGACACUGCAGUCAUCUAUCCGGAAGCGCCAGACGAUGAGCAGAGGCAAGGAACACCAGAGGCUGUUGGUCAAGACGAAAAUGGAACACCAGACGCAUUCUCCCAGCUCCUCACCUGCCCCUAUUGCGAAAGGGGAUACAAGCGCUUCACAUCCUUGAAGGAACAUAUUAAAUACCGCCAUGAAAAAAAUGAGGACAAUUUCAGUUGCUCAAUGUGCAGUUACACCUUCGCUUAUAGAACCCAGCUUGAUCGCCACAUGACCUCUCAUAAAUCAGGAAAAGAUCAGAGACAUGUGACGCAGUCUGGAGGCAACCGUAAAUUUAAAUGCCCUGAAUGUGGAAAAGCUUUUAAAUACAAACACCAUCUAAAAGAACACUUACGAAUUCACAGUGGAGAGAAGCCAUACGAGUGCUCAAACUGCAAGAAGCGAUUUUCUCAUUCUGGUUCCUACAGUUCCCACAUAAGCAGUAAGAAGUGUAUUAGUGUUGCGCCUGUGAAUGGGCGCGUGCGUUCAGGGCUGAAGACUCCCCAGUGCUCCUCCCCUUCCCUUUCUGCUUCUCCUGGAAGUCCCGCUCGACCACAGAUCCGUCAGAAGAUAGAAAACAAGCCUUUGCAAGAGCAGCUUCCAGUUAACCAAAUUAAAACCGAACCUGUGGAUUAUGAAAUUAAGCCUAUCGUGGUGGCGUCAGGAAUCAACUGUUCAGCCCCUCUGCAAAAUGGGGUGUUUACUAGUGGUAGCCUUUUGCAGGCAACUAAUUCUCCUCAGGGUGUGGUACAAGCUGUUGUUCUGCCAACUAUGGGUCUGGUAUCCCCCAUAAGUAUCAACCUUAGCGACAUUCAAAAUGUUCUUAAGAUGGCAGUUGAUGGGAACAUAAUAAGGCAAGUGUUGGAAAAUAAUCAUGCCAGUCUUGCAUCCAAAGAACAAGGGACUCUCACCUCCGCCACAAUACAACAAGCUGGCCAUUCUGUUAUUUCAGCUAUUAGUCUUCCUUUGGUUGAUCAAGAUGGUACAACCAAGAUCAUCAUUAAUUACAGCUUAGAGCAACCCACUCAGCUUCCCGUUGUUGCUCAAAAUUUAAAAAAAGAAGUGACUGCUCCUGCAGAAGUCUGCAAAACGGAGAAGUUGCCUGAAGAUCUCACCAUCAAAACUGAAAAAGAUACUAAGUUUACAGACAAAAGCACUUGUUUACUUGGUGCCGAUCAUCCGGGAGACACAAAUGCACUUCAAGAACCCAAGCACUAUGAUCCGAAAAAGAACAGUCUACUUCCAGAGAGUAGCAAAGCUGAAGUGAUCAAAUCCGAGCCAUCUUCUGCCAACUCUGAAGAUGGCAAUCUUACUCCAAGCCAACCGCCGUUAAAGAAUCUCUUAUCUCUUCUGAAAGCUUACUAUGCUUUAAAUGCUCAGCCGAGUGCUGAGGAACUGUCUAAAAUUGCUGAUUCAGUAAACUUACCACUAGAUGUGGUAAAAAAAUGGUUUGAAAAAAUGCAGAGCGGAGAAAUACCUGUGGACUCAUCUCAGCCUUCAUCUCCGAAACCCAGCCAAAACAGUGUUACAGAGAACAGUGUUAAAUCUAAAACUGAAAGUGGAUUAAAUGAUGGCACAAGCGUUCCGCUGAAAUCCCCUAAGCAAGAAGCGGAGGAACCAUUAGCAGUUAAUGGUUCAGAAAGUGGCACCGCUUCUCCUACACCACUAAACCUCUCUUCUUUAGAAAAUUCGGAUGGUGCGGCCUGCACUGAUGGAACCCCAGACGGGGAGCAACAGGCUGAGCCUCUUGAUCUAUCCUUACCAAAGCCACAGGGGAAUGUGCCAGAGCGACCUUCCAUUACUAGUGUUUACCAGAGCAGUUCGUAUUCUGUUCAAGAAGAACCCUUGAAUUUGUCUUGUGUUAAAAAAGAGCCAAUGCAAGUGGACAAUGCCGCAAAAGCAGAGACAACUCUAAUUAUUAACCCAAGUGCCAAUCCAAUAAAUAUUGCUAUUCCUACAGUCACUGCCCAGUUACCUACAAUUGUUGCCAUUGCCGAUCAGAACGGUGUUCCAUGUUUAAGAGCUCUAGCUGCCAAUAAGCAAACUAUCUUGAUUCCCCAAGUGACGUACACUUACUCAACCACUGCUAGUCCUGCAGUGCCAGAACCGCAAGUCAAAAACAUCCAGCCUAAUGGAAAUCAGGAUGAACGGCAGGAUACAAGUUCAGAAGGAGUGUCCAAUGUAGAAGAUCAAAAUGACUCUGAUUCCACCCCACCCAAAAAGAAGCUGAAAAAAACAGAGAAUGGACUCUAUGCCUGUGACCUCUGCGACAAAAUCUUCCAGAAAAGCAGCUCGCUGCUAAGACAUAAGUAUGAACACACAGGUAAGAGGCCACACGAAUGUGGAAUCUGUGCAAAGGCAUUUAAACACAAACACCAUUUAAUUGAGCAUAUGCGCCUACAUUCUGGAGAAAAGCCCUAUCAAUGUGACAAAUGUGGGAAGCGGUUUUCACACUCCGGCUCCUACUCUCAGCACAUGAACCAUCGCUACUCUUACUGCAAGAAGGAAGCUGAGGAACGAGACGGCAUGGAGCAGGAAGAGUCUGCUCAGGAGAACCUUAGCAACGAGCAUGUGGAUUCCCAGGUAUCUCCAUCUCAGAUAGACUCUGAUGAGCAAGAGAGUAUUACCCGGGAGGAAGACAGUGAGAAGGAAGAGGAGGAUGAAAAAGAUGCAGAUGAUGGACAGGAAGAAAAGGAACGUGUUGGAGAUGGGGACGUGGAAGAGGGAGAAGCAGAACCAUUGGCAGGUACUUUGAAAGAUGAAGAAUGUGCAGCUGAAGACAAAUGUUUGGAGGAAGAGGUCACAGAAGAGAAUGUAUCGGAUGAAGACCUCACUCAGCCGUAGCAGAACUCAUUCUAUUUUCCCGAAGAGGAAAAUUCUUUUUGAAGUUAUAAUGAAGUUUAUUCUAUAAUAUACCUGCUUUUUCUCUGAAACACAGUAGCUUAAAUACUGUGAUUUCUGUUUCACUACUGUGUUAAAAAAAACAAAAAAAACAAAAUCCAGGUGUGCCUGAAUCUCAAACUUAGACAUUUUUCACAGCAAUUUUAAAAUGUAGGAAACAAGUUUGUUACAUGCAACGUCAAAGAUAUAUAUAUAUAAAUAAUGACUUGUAAGUUAAGAAAAAAAAAAAAGGAAAAAAAUUCAGGUUUUAAGGAACCUAGUCAUUCUGCUCAUACACAUAUCUGGAAACCUUUAUUUUAUCAGUAUUACGUUUCAUUUAUUGUGUUGGUUAGUUUGUACAUUUGGGAGAAAAUUUUAUCUGUUUUUUUUUUUUUUUUACUGUUCAAACAUUUUACUAAAGUCCGCUUCAGUAUUUUAUUUUAUAAAAAAAAAAAAAAAAAUGUGAGUAUAACUGCACUACAGAAUUCCUUUUACAAAUAAUGCAUAUUCGUAUUUUAAAUGGAACCACUGCCUUUGUACUCCCACCGAGAGGUGCACGGGCAGAGGAUAGUGUUUGCAAAUUAUCAUUUACAGCAGAAUUUUUUUUUUUAGCCUUAAGACAAAAGUGUUGGGGGUGGGGGAAGAUUUUGGGGAGGGGGUAAAGGGUGUGUUUUUAUUGAUGUGGUUAAAUUGAUGUAUUAGAGUUUUUUGAUUGCAGGGAAUAACCCAGUUUGAUGGGCUUUCAGUUGCCUACAGAGGUUGGUCUUGAACUCCAAGCUUUGCUGGAAGUUCUAGACUAUCUUGAAGGCCCCAAACCUGGACUUACCCAUUUAUACUGGGACAACAAAAAAAGAAAAGAGCAGUUCAUAACUGCUUGAACGUGUAGAAUAUGAAGGAUAUGAAGCUAUGUAUCUCCUUUUGGCCUUAUGCAAGACCUCUGUGCUGUUAGUGCCAUUUUCAGUAUUCGAAAAGGCUUACGUUUGCCUGCGUUUUACUCUUGAGGGUGCCCACCGGGUGUGCAAUGCAUGACAAUCCCUUCUGGCACUCUAAGGGUUCAUGGGGGGUCUAUAAUAACUAGCAUUUGUGGCCUGAUAAUAUUUUUUAAAAAAAAAGUAACUAUAUUUCCAAACUUUUAUUUUGUAUAUAAAAUCUGUUCUUCUGUGUUAAUGUUGCUUUUUGUGUUUUGAUGGGAAACUGAAGCUCUUCAGCACAUGCAUUCUUCUUUCUUGCACAAUUUUUCCCCCAUACCUCCCUAUUGUCUGCCACUGUCCAGGGUAUGGGUGGAGCUAACUAUCAGGUGGGAGGGGUUUGGAGCAGAGCAGGGAUGUUAUUAUUGGACAGAUAUGGAUUAAUGACAAUAGCCUGUACCAAUAGGAAUGUUGGGAGGUAUUCUUUCUUGGAAUAUAUUCAGUCUUGCCAAUGUUUUCUCCAUAAAAUGCUAAUUAUUAUGGACCUCGUUUAUUAACGGUGUUAGCUAAGAUUACCUAUCAGUAUUAUUUGACAUUUUUAUUUAGUUUAGACCGUGCAACGUUUGUUUUUUUUUUUGUACUGUAUGUCUUCAAAACCCGGCAGUAUUAAUACCUACCCCCUUCCUUCUUACUGACGUACCCUUUUAGUUUUAGAAAACUUUUAUAUUUAUGUGUCUUAUUUUUAUAUUUCUUUAUUUAUUACACAGUCUCUAGUGUAUAAAACUGUAGUUUGUAUUAAUACAAUAAUAUAUUUUAGUAUGAAAUUUUGGAAAGUUGAUAAGAUUUAAAAAAAAAGUUAAAAAAAAAUCGUAGAGAUCCAAACGGCGCUCUCUCUCGCAUUGAGAUUUGAUUUCACAGCGUUACGUUGACAUUUUUACUUGCCUUGGACUGUAGAAGAGGUAACUUGAGACAGGAACGUAUGUAUUAGAUUCACCGUUGCUGCAGACAUCUUGCUCGCUUAUCUGGUUUUUUAAUAGUAAAAACAGAAAAAAAAAACUCCCAACAUUUUGGAAUUUACUAUGGGGCGGCGUCGUUGCUCUGCAGUUGGUUUCAGGACGCCACAUGCACCCCAAUGGGAAUGGUCUCUAGCAAAGCCAAAUUAGAAAUCUGCAUUUUACAAUACAGUAUUGGGAAUUUGGGAACAAUGUUUAACAUUUUUGUGCCAAUUUGUUCCAGUAUUCAUGUUUUUGUUUUGUUUUUUUAUUCUAUUUGGGGGGCGGGGCAUGGAAAAGUAAACAAAACAUAAUGUUUUUAUGUUCAUUGUUAUAUCAUCGUCAUUUUCUAGUUUUUUACCAAGCUCCCUAUCUCACAAUAAAAUGCAUCAACCAGU
Messenger RNA from Xenopus laevis (African clawed frog), 5839 nucleotides. RefSeq names its product zinc finger E-box binding homeobox 1 S homeolog (gene zeb1.S). Gene Ontology annotation, cellular component: nucleus. Gene Ontology annotation, biological process: regulation of transcription by RNA polymerase II. The coding region runs from base 278 to 3505 and encodes 1075 amino acids. The transcript is spliced from 9 exons. Gene Ontology annotation, molecular function: DNA binding; RNA polymerase II cis-regulatory region sequence-specific DNA binding; DNA-binding transcription factor activity, RNA polymerase II-specific. The record is from RefSeq and is a predicted model, not a curated record. Lineage: Eukaryota; Metazoa; Chordata; Amphibia; Anura; Pipidae.